This is a messenger RNA of Pelagomonas calceolata, 1527 nucleotides long. The record is from the annotation of a GenBank genome assembly. Lineage: Eukaryota; Pelagophyceae; Pelagomonadales; Pelagomonadaceae.
AAAAUCUCUGCGGCCGAGGGACCGGUGCCCCAGGACGCAGCACACGUCCAAAGAGCUCGCUGCACAACUCGCCUGACAGCGCCUCGACGCCGUCGACGCAGCGCCGCCGCCGCCAAGCCACAAAUCAGCCGGCUCUCCAGCAGCCGAAGCAGACCCAAGACAAGAUGAGCAACAACUUCACGGAACAAGGCAUAGCGGUGGUCAAGGAGGCCAUCCAGGCCGACAACGAGCAGGACUAUGCGAAAGCUUUAAUGUUGUACAAGCGCGGCAUCGAAGUUUUACUCACUGGUGUCAAAUACGAAAAAAAUGACACCGCAAAAAACAUGAUUUUGAAGCGCGUCGAGGGCUACAUGAAGCGCGCGGAGGACCUGAAGGAGGUCGUGAACCAGCAGCGCCAAGGACCGACCAAGGGCGGUACGGGUACCUUGGACAAGGGCAAGGGCGAGCCUGACAAUGAGCAGUCGAAGCUCCAAGAACAACUCAGUUCGGCCAUCGUUACGGACAAGCCCAACGUCAAGUGGGACGACGUCGCCGGUCUGGAAGGUGCGAAGGAGGCUCUCAAGGAAGCUGUGAUUCUCCCGCGACGGUUCCCGCAGUUGUUUGUUGGCAAAAGGCGACCGUGGCGGGGGAUUUUAUUGUUCGGGCCCCCUGGUACCGGUAAGUCGUAUUUAGCCAAGGCCGUGGCCACGGAAGCCGACGCGAAAUUUUUUGCCGUUUCUUCCUCAGACCUCGUGUCGAAGUGGCAGGGCGAGUCUGAGAGAUUAGUGAAGAAUCUGUUCAGCAUGGCGCGGCAGGAGGAGCACGCGAUCAUCUUCGUGGACGAGAUCGACUCGCUCUGCGGGUCUAGAAGCGAGGGCGAGUCCGACGCCACGAGAAGAAUCAAGACCGAGUUCCUCGUGCAGAUGCAGGGCGUCGCUUCCGCAAAAGAUGGAUUACUCGUAUUGGGCGCCACGAAUAUUCCCUGGGACCUGGAUCCCGCCAUCAGAAGACGUUUUGAAAAAAGAAUCUACAUCCCUUUGCCCGAAGGUCCCGCGCGGGCGACGAUGCUGAAGAUCCACCUCGGGAACACUCCCAACCAACUCACCCAACCGGACUUCGAUCGGCUGGGCAUGCAGGCCGAUGGGAUGUCCGGGUCCGAUCUGUCGAUUGUGUGUCGCGAGGCGAUCAUGGAGCCCAUGCGGACGUGCCAGAAAGCUAGACAGUUCCGACCGGUUGUGGUAGAUCAUCAGGAGAUGCUGUCGCCGUGCGAGACGUACCCGUCGUGCGCGUAUUGUCCGAUCGACUUGAGCGAUGCGCCGGCGUCGAAGGACCCGUGCCAGUACUGCGGCGCCGUGCGCAUGACCAUGUACGACAUGCCCGACCCCUCGCUCAUGCUGCCGCCGGUCGUGUCCGUCAAGGACUUCGAGUCGAGUCUCGAGCGGAUCAAAAGGACGGUGGCCGAGGAGGAGCUCACGCACUUCGAGGAGUGGGCCGAGGAGUUCGGCCAGGAGGGCUAGGAGGUCGCGUUCGACAAUUGUGUAAUUUUCG